AUGAAGACAUUCGAUCCCUCCUCCUCGUCAUCAGCGUUGGUGCUCGGCCUGGUAGCAGCAUCACUCGCCAGCAUCCCUUCGGCCAACGCAGACAUCACACAGCGCCCCUCCAACCUGCAUCGACGUCAAGCCGCCUCACGAGCCCGUGGCAACACGGCAGAUCAGAUCGCCAUCUACCAGCAAGCAUUCACCGACCCCGUCGGCGCCGCCCAAGCCGCCAACGCGCUUCCUUUCAUCGCCAACCAGUUCGCCACGGGCUCCUUGCCCGAGUACAACCUGGCCGAAGAUGCUGCACAGCUGCCAUGGAACACCAACGUGCCGUUUGUUCCCGAAGCUGCUGUCGAUGGAAGCGACGCCGGUGGGUGGCAGGCUCUGCCCACCAUCGACGGCAUGACGUUGAACCGCACCUUUGCCGUACGACCCGGUGUGACGAUGCCGUUCUACCAGUCGUCCGGCUACGAUAGCAACAGAGUGAAGCGCGCCGUGAUGAUCAUGCCGGGCAAGCCGAGAGACUGCUGGAAGUACACCUCGCUGGUUCAGAACGCCCUCGAAGUAUACAUUACCAACCCUGCGAGCGCGGGCAGCAACGCUGAUGGGUCUUCCUCGGGUGGCGAGAGAACCAGCAAAGACGACGUACUCAUCCUCGGACCGUGCUGGAUGAACACCAACGACCGUGAAGCCGGAGCGAUCCAGGAUGGCGAGCUGUACUGGUACCGCGGGCAGUGGCAGUCGGGCAUGGCAUCGCGUGGUCCCGGCGACACGGCGCUCUCCUCCUACCAGGUGAUGGACUCAUUCAUGGACACGCUGUUCGACAAGUCGCAGUUCCCCGCGCUCGAAACCGUCGUCGUCGCAGGUCACUCGCUCGGCGCGCAGAUGGCUCAGCGCUAUGCCGUCGCCAAACAACCUGCAAGCUACGACACCAACAUCAGCUUCUGGAUCGGCAACCCUGGCUCGUACGCCUGGCUCUCCCCGUCGCGACCCAAUCAGAACAACGCCAGCUGCGCCGACGAGUACGACGACUGGCCUCACGGUCUCAGCGGUACCGGUCUACCCCCGUACGCACGCGAACGCGUCCGAGACGACAAGCAGCAGAUCGUCAACGCCUUCCUCUCGCGCAACGUCCACUACAGUCUCGGGCUCCUCGACAAUGGACGUGGUGACACAUCGUGCCCCGGAUCCUACCAGGGAGCUAACCACCUCGAACGCGGGGCUCACUUUGUUGAGGCUGUUGCCGAUCUGGCUGGAGGAAGACUGCCAAGGACGCACUCGGCCAACUUCAUGCCCAACGUCUCGCACAACGACUACUCGAUGCUGAGCUACAACAUCUCGCUCUUCAGGCUGUUUGAGGAGACGCCUGUCGGUGCGGUGGGCAGCUCGUCGAACAUGAACGGCGGAGCAAGGGGCAAUUCGACCACGAAUGCGCAGGGGAACAGCGGCAACACUUCUCCAGCGUCGUCAUAUAAGGCAGGCGGAUUGGCUGCUGGCGCAGUCGCUGCCCUUGCCUUUGGGAUGAGCUUGCUUUGA
Messenger RNA from Kalmanozyma brasiliensis GHG001, 1524 nucleotides. RefSeq lists its product as uncharacterized. The coding region runs from base 1 to 1524 and encodes 507 amino acids. The record is from RefSeq and is a predicted model, not a curated record. The transcript has a single exon. Lineage: Eukaryota; Fungi; Basidiomycota; Ustilaginomycetes; Ustilaginales.